Cheilinus undulatus (humphead wrasse) is the source of this 915-nucleotide messenger RNA. RefSeq names its product signal peptidase complex subunit 2 (gene spcs2). Gene Ontology annotation, cellular component: membrane; signal peptidase complex. NCBI's taxonomy places the organism in Eukaryota, Metazoa, Chordata, Actinopteri, Labriformes, Labridae. Gene Ontology annotation, biological process: protein targeting to ER. The coding region runs from base 111 to 719 and encodes 202 amino acids. The transcript is spliced from 5 exons. The record is from RefSeq and is a predicted model, not a curated record.
AAUCCACUCCGGGCACGCGCCCGUCGUGGCGUGGUCACACGUGGCUGGUCUUUCCAUCAGCCAAUCAGAAGCGUCCAAGUCACGGCGUGGUGUUUGUAGCGGAAGAGAAGAUGGCUGCGGCUCGGAACGGAAAGAGCGGACUGUUGGAGAAAUGGAGGAUCGACGAGAAGCCGGUAAAAAUCGAUAAAUGGGACGGGGCGGCAGUGAAGAACUCUCUGGAUGAUGCUGCUAAGAAGGUGCUGCUGGAGAAGUUCGGGUACAUGGAGAACUUCCGCCUGGUGGACGGCCGGCUGAUGAUCUGCACCGUGUCGUGUCUGUUCGCCAUGCUGGCUCUGGUCUGGGACUACCUACACCCAUUCCCUGAAUCCAGGCCGGUCCUCGCGUGCUGCGUUAUCUCCUACUUCAUCAUGAUGGGCAUCCUGACUCUCUACACGUCCUACAAAGAGAAGAACAUUUUCCUGGUGGCUCUGCAGAAAGACCCGGCUGGGAUGGAUCCGGAUCACGUGUGGCAGCUCUCCUCCUCCCUCAAAAGGUUCGAUGACCAGUACACGCUCCGGGUCUCCUUCGCUGACGGGAAGACGAAGAACCAGAGGGAGGCAGAGUUCACCAAGUCGGUGUCGGUGUUCUUCGACGAGAAUGGGACGUUGGUGAUGGACCAAUUUGAGAAGUGUGUCUCUAAACUCCACGACACGCUGGCCACGGACAAGAAGACCAAAUGAGAGGCACGCUCAGACACACUGCUCCGUGGUUUCUGCUCUACUGCCAGGAUCUGGACUGAUCUGGACCGUUUUAGAGAAACCAGUGAGCUGUGUGAGGCAGACGACCUCUAGCCGUAGACGGUUCGACCACACUCUCGAAAAGGGAGAAAAUUCCUCAUUUUCUGUUCAGUUUCAUUAAAUCUUGUUUUUAUUUUCA